GAAAUGCAGUAAAAUGUUUCCUCUAAGUUCACAAAAGAAGUAUUGGAUGUUUAGUGAUGAAAAUGAUCUUACGGCACUGCGUGAGAAGACCAAUGCAGAAUUUAUUGAGAAGCACGGUGCUGACAUGACGCCGGAGCAGAGGGAAGAGUAUUUCCUCUCAGAUGCGGAAGAGCGGACACUUCUUCGUUUCUAUGAGUUGCAAUUGAGAGAUUUUUGUCGGCGUUUUACACCACCUAUGCCCAGAGCCACUGUAGCAACUGCGCUACAUUACUUUAAGCGGUUCUACCUAAGGAACAGCGUCAUGGACUAUCAUCCCAAGGAGAUUUUAGUCACUUGUGUUUAUUUGGCAUGCAAGGUGGAAGAAUUUAAUGUGUCUAUAUCUCAGUUCGUAGCUAAUAUCAAAGGUGACAGAGAAAAGGCAUCAGAUAUUAUACUGAAUAAUGAAUUGCUAUUAAUGCAACAGUUGAAUUAUAAUCUUACUGUACACAAUCCAUUCAGGCCAGUAGAAGGGCUUAUGAUUGAUAUCAAGACACGCUAUACAUCCUUGGAAAAUCCAGAAAAAUUGAGGCCACAUAUCGAUGAGUUUCUAGAGAGGGUUUUUCUGACUGACAGUGUUUUGCUUUAUCCUCCAAGUCAAGUUGCACUUGCUGCAACUUUGCAUGCAGCUUCCAGAGCAGCUGCCAACUUGGAUAAUUAUGUGACUGAUACUCUGUUCUCUAGAGAUCACUUGGCAGGAAUAAUAGAAGCUGUCAGAAAAAUACGUUCCAUGGCCAAAGGUGUGGAGCCUCCAUCUCGGGAAGUUGUACGAGCACUAGAAAAGAAGCUGGAUAAGUGUAGAAAUCAGGAAAACAAUCCUGACAGUGAAAUCUACAAACAAAGAAUGCAGGAAAUGCUGGACGAGGAGGAUCUGCGGGAUAAUGAAAAAUAUGCAAAAAUUAUUCAAGAUCAGGCAGCUCACGAUGAAAAAAUCCUAGGUGUCAGUAAGGUUUUAUCUCCGGCUACUAGUUAUACCCAAGGUAUAUCUAUAUUCGUAACGUGACAGAGAAUUAUGAAGAUGGGUAUGCAAUUGUCACGUGGAUAAUAUGCGGAUAGAGUGUCGCUCGUAAAUAAGGAUGCAGUUAUUUUCGUUGCCGAUCCCAUUGAGAGCCGAAAACUUCUUGUCGCCUCCAUGGAAACGGUUCAGGUGGCACGUCGCUGCGCCACGCGGCAAUAAAUAUCCCAA
Molecule: messenger RNA, 1222 nt
Organism: Cephus cinctus (wheat stem sawfly)
Lineage: Eukaryota; Metazoa; Arthropoda; Insecta; Hymenoptera; Cephidae
Gene: CycH
Product: cyclin-H
Exons: 8
Coding region: 14-1039 (341 amino acids)
Biological process (GO): DNA-templated transcription; regulation of transcription by RNA polymerase II; regulation of cyclin-dependent protein serine/threonine kinase activity
Cellular component (GO): transcription factor TFIIK complex; nucleus
Molecular function (GO): cyclin-dependent protein serine/threonine kinase regulator activity
Source: RefSeq, a predicted model, not a curated record